Leucoraja erinaceus (little skate) is the source of this 1992-nucleotide messenger RNA. RefSeq lists its product as uncharacterized. Lineage: Eukaryota; Metazoa; Chordata; Chondrichthyes; Rajiformes; Rajidae. The transcript is spliced from 2 exons. The record is from RefSeq and is a predicted model, not a curated record. The coding region runs from base 375 to 1967 and encodes 530 amino acids.
AAAUAUUAAUGCCACCUGCUGGAUGUUCAGGUUCCUACAGCUUUGGGUUACCUUUCCUGUUAGGCAGGAAGUUGUCAUAAGCCAGGAAGCCCAGCUCAGGGACAGUACCGCAUGGUGUACACUGUAAUUCUAGUGUGUAAUUUCUGCCAUUCCACCGCACCAGUUUGUUAGACGCAUUGUCUUUUUACAGUUGAAUACAGUAAAGAAUCAACGACAUCUCGUGUCUACGGGUCUUUAUUGGAUUAAUUGUUUAACUUGCUAGAUAGCUGGAUAGGGACAUCCAGCGAGUCCAGUAUAGUAAAAAGACAGCACCACAACAAGCUGUACUACAGGGUGGCCCACAUCAUCACAUUGCCCGUCCACACCUCGACGCCAUGGCAACAAGCAACCAAGACAACGCUUCACAGAAUGAAGCCAAGUCCCUCAGCGUUCGUUCGUACUGCUCUGCAGCCAGUUCCAGUGCCAGCAUGGCCGCCCUUAAAGCACGGGCUAAAGCAAAAGCAGCUGAAGCUAGAGCAGCAUUCGCUCAGAGAGAGAUAGAUAUCAAGGUCGAGGCUGCACGUAUUCAGGUCGAGGCUGUGCGGAUGCAGGCGACCUUAGAGGCCUUGCAGCAAGAAAAAGAGAUGGCAGCAGCCAUUGCAGAGGCCGACACCAUAGAAGCAGGUUUAAUCGCAGAACAAGGGUCACGUGAUAGAUCACCGAGCCCUGCUCGCCCUCAAAACCAGCACGAGCGUACUCUGGACUACGUCAUAGAGCAAGCCAGCAUAAAGUCAAGCCAACAUGUCACUGAUUAUGAUUUCGAGAGUGGUAGCAUAGUAUUUUGCCCAUUGCCGCCCAUUCACCAGACCAAAUCUAAUCUGGCCAGUUCAUUUCAUAGUCAUCACAAUCCCAGUAAUGUGCAAGGAAACGUGGAGCAUAAAUUGGAGGAUAGAAAGCCAACGGCAACCUUUCUGCACAGCGGCUCUAACAACUCUCCUCAAGCCACCAACGAUAUCAAUCCCACCACCAUGGACCUCGCCAAAUACCUCGCUCGCAGCCAGCUUGUUACAACAGGAUUGACGGCCUUUAACGACAAGCCUGAGAAUUACUGGGCUUGGAGAUCCUCCUUCCAAAACGCCAUAGAAGGCCUGGGCCUUUCACCCGGAGAGGAGCUCGAUCUUUUGGUAAAAUGGCUUGGGAAAGAAUCCUCGGAGCAGGCAACAAGAAUUAAGGCUGUCAACAUGAGGAAUCCUAAAGCAGGUUUGAAGAUGGCUUGGCAGAGGCUCGAAGAAACUUAUGGUUCACCCGAGUCUAUCGAGCAUGCCCUCUUUACCAAGCUCGAGAACUUUCCCAGGAUCACCAUCAAGGAGCCAUACAAGCUACGCGAGCUCGGGGACCUUAUGUCAGAAAUCGAAGCGGCAAAGGCCGAUGGGUAUCUACCUGGGUUGUCUUACCUUGAUACCUCCAGGGGAGUUGCACCGAUUGUUGAGAAGCUUCCUUAUAACAUCCAGGAAAAGUGGACUGAAUUUGGAUCCAAUUAUAAACGCCGCCACCGCAUCUCUUUCCCCCCAUUUAAAGUGUUUGCCAACUUUAUCCGUGCGGAGGCAAAAACCAGAACGGAUCCCAGCUUCAAUCUUUGCCUCUCUCGUCCAGCAAUCGUCCAGAGGGAUAACAUAGAGAGACAUGGUAAAACUCUCGUCUCCGUCCACAGGACACAAGCAUCUCCAACAAUUCCUGAGACACAGAAAUCCAGUGACCCAUCAAAGCAGUGUCCCAUUCAUGCCAAGAUCCAUCCAUUAAAGAAGUGCAGAGCCUUCAGAGAAAAGAGCCUGGAAGACCGCAAACACUUCCUUAAGGAACAUUCCAUUUGUUUCCGCUGCUGCUCCUCCACAAGUCAUUUCGCCAAGAACUGCACAGCAGAAGUGAAAUGUACCGAGUGCAACAGUGACAGACACCUCUCCGCUCUACAUCCAGGCCCAGCCCCCUGAAAGUCCGAGCCAUCUCCCCCCGCAU